AUGCGGGAACGCAACCAGACCACUGUGACAGAAUUCAUUUUGCUGGGCUUCGCCCCCAACCCCAGGACCAAUCCUCUGCUCUUCACUUUCUUUCUGAUCUUCUACCUGCUCAUCCUCCUGAGCAACAGCCUCCUCCUCACGCUCAUCCAGCAGGACUCACGCCUUCACACGCCCAUGUACUUUUUCAUUGGUGUUCUCUCCAUGCUGGAUGUGUGUUACACCACUACCACUGUGCCUCAGAUGCUGGUGCAUAUCCUCAGCAAGAAGAGAGCCAUCUCUUUUACAAGAUGUGUGGCCCAGAUGUACAUCUUUCUCCUCUUUGGGGUCACUGAGUCCUGGCUUUUCUCCAUCAUGUCUGUGGACAGGUAUGUGGCUAUCUGCCACCCGCUAAGGUACAAGGUCAUCAUGAGCCAUGGGAUGUGUCUCCUAAUGGUGGGUAUCUGUGCCACCUACGGUGUGGUGGGUGGCCUGUGCUAUACCUUCUUUGCUAUGCGACUGCCCUAUUGUGGUCCUAAUGAAAUUGAUCACUACUUCUGCGAGGUCCCCGCUGUUCUGAAGUUGGCCUGUGCGGACACAUCCCUCAAUGACUUGGUGGACUUCAUCACGGGCUUCAAUGUCAUCGUGGUCCCUCUCUCCCUCAUUGCCAUUGUCUAUGCCAACAUCUUCACCACCAUCAUGAAGAUCCGCUCAACCCAGGGGAGGAUCAAGGCCUUCUCCACCUGCGCCUCCCACAUCACUGUGGUCACUAUGUUUGCCAUCCCAUGCAUUAUCAUGUACAUGGGUCCUGGCUCCGGCUCCUUAUCAAACAGUGGCAAGAAAAUGGCCCUCUUCUAUAACAUUGCCACAGCCUUCCUUAACCCUGUCAUCUACAGUCUAAGGAACAAGGACGUGAAAAACGCUUUCCUUAAGUUGGUGGGAAGGAGUGGGGCUCCAAAGUGA
Mastomys coucha (southern multimammate mouse) is the source of this 939-nucleotide messenger RNA. RefSeq names its product olfactory receptor 2D2-like. Gene Ontology annotation, cellular component: membrane. The record is from RefSeq and is a predicted model, not a curated record. The transcript has a single exon. Gene Ontology annotation, biological process: G protein-coupled receptor signaling pathway. Bases 1 to 939 code for a protein of 312 amino acids. Lineage: Eukaryota; Metazoa; Chordata; Mammalia; Rodentia; Muridae. Gene Ontology annotation, molecular function: olfactory receptor activity; G protein-coupled receptor activity.